GAUGGCGGGAAUUAUGUAAUUAAAAAAAAAAUGAAUUAUUUCUUACCUCAGUAAUAUUUACUAGCUUGAUAAAUGGAAGUGCAAAGAGAUAAAACUGACGUUCAAAAUGUUCGUCUACAAAAUGUUCUCGAAACCUUAUCAAAAUGUAAAAUUGAUUAUUUAAAUGACAAAGAAGAAUGCAAGAAAUUACGCGAAACUAACUUAAAAAUCGAACUGGAACUAAAGGAAGCCCGUGAACUUGAAAAAUCACAUCGUCAUCAUUUGUUAGCGUCUCGACAAAUGAUCGAAAAUUUACAGGAAACAGUUUCACAGUUGGUUUAUUUAAAAAGGGACAUUAAAAAAUUAAGUGACGAGAUUGCCUUGAAAGAUGCCACGAUUACUUCAAUGGAGAAGGAUAAGGAAAAUAUAUUAUUGAAACAUAACGAGAAGCUUGCUGCAAUCCAUGACGUUCAUCAAAAAGAAAUCGAAGAAAUAUUAUCAAAUAAUGAAAAGAAAAUUGAACAGGUACAACACGAGUGUGACACACAGAUUGCACAGUUUACUUGUGUUAUUGAAGAGUUGAGAUGCAAGAUGAAGGAUAUGGAAGUGGAACACAGAGAUAAGAUGAACGUAGUAGUAUUGGAAUAUGAAGAAAAGAUACAGCGUGGGGCGGCCCAGGUUGAUCAGCUACAAGAACAACUGGCCCGACAAGCAGCAAGAACAGAAUCUAGCCUAGACGUAUACCGCCAGAAACUAGAAGAGUUGGAGGAGAAACUUAAACAGAGCCAAUUUAAACAAUACUUAGCCCAAAAUCCUUAUUCAUCGCAAUUCGUAAGUCAAGUUGAACGCCCAUAUUCUGCUAAUCGAGAUCCCUACCCUCAGAAUUUAGACAUGGAUGCAGUGUUUGAUUCACAAAGAGUUACAAAAUCUCAUUUUGCUAUUUCCAAUCAAAAUAAACAACUCAAACCAACAAGUUCCCUUCAAGUUAUUUACUAUGGAAACAAAACACCAAAUAAAAAAUCUGAAAAGAAAGGACAAUUUAACAUUACAAAAAAAAGAAAGCUAUAUAAUGAGAAAGAUUUUCAAGAUUUUUAAGUUACAUUUUGUUAUCUAAUACUUAUAUAAUAAUUCUUUUGUAAUUUACUUAAUAAUUGAAAAAUUAAAUUACUUUGAAACAUUGCACGUCAUUGAUGAUGA
This is a messenger RNA of Galleria mellonella (greater wax moth), 1176 nucleotides long. Its product is annotated as eukaryotic translation initiation factor 3 subunit A-like. Lineage: Eukaryota; Metazoa; Arthropoda; Insecta; Lepidoptera; Pyralidae. The transcript has 6 exons. The coding region runs from base 73 to 1074 and encodes 333 amino acids. The record is from RefSeq and is a predicted model, not a curated record.